UCUGUCCGUGCCGGGGAUCCACGCGAGCCAUGGCGCCAGCGGAAAUCCUGAACGGAAAGUUGGUCUCCGCGCAAAUAAGGGAGCGACUGAAAAACAAAGUUACUCAGAUGAAGGAGCAAGUACCAGGUUUUACCCCAGGACUGGCGAUUUUACAGGUUGGCGACAGAGAUGACUCCAAUCUUUAUAUAAAUGUGAAGCUGAAGGCUGCAGAAGAGAUUGGGAUCAAAACCACCCACAUGAAGUUACCAAAAACGGUCACAGAGUCUGAGGUGGUGAAGUGCAUUACCUCUUUGAAUGAGGACACCACUGUCCAUGGGUUCAUAGUGCAGCUCCCUUUAGAUUCAGAGAAUCCCAUCAACACUGAAGCAGUGAUCAAUGCCAUCUCGCCCGAAAAGGAUGUGGACGGGUUGACGAGCAUCAGUGCUGGGAAACUUGCUAGAGGUGACCUACAUGACUGUUUUAUCCCUUGUACACCAAAAGGAUGUUUGGAACUCAUCAAGGAGACAGGGGUACAGAUUGCUGGCAGGCACGCUGUGGUGGUUGGCCGCAGUAAAAUAGUUGGUGCCCCGAUGCAUGACUUGCUUCUGUGGAAUAAUGCGACUGUAACCACUUGCCACUCAAAGACGGCCAAUCUCAAUGAAGAGGUGAAUAAAGGUGACAUCCUGGUGGUCGCCACUGGUCAGCCAGAAAUGGUGAAAGGGGAGUGGAUCAAACCUGGAGCAAUAGUCAUCGACUGUGGAAUCAAUUAUAUCCCAGAUGCUUCAAAACCCAACGGGAAAAAAGUCGUGGGUGAUGUGGCUUAUGGUGAGGCUCGAGAGAGGGCAAGCUUCAUCACGCCAGUGCCUGGUGGCGUUGGGCCCAUGACGGUGGCAAUGCUAAUGCAGAGCACGGUAGAGAGUGCACAGCGUUUCCUGGAGAAGUGUAAGCCCGGAAAAUGGAGGAUUCAGUAUAACAGCCUCAACCUCAAGACACCUGUUCCCAGUGACAUUGACAUAUCACGAUCUUGUAAGCCGAAGCCCAUCGCUAACCUAGCUCGAGAAAUUGGUCUGCUCUCUGAAGAGGUUGAAUUGUAUGGAGAAACCAAGGCCAAAGUUCUGCUGUCAGCACUGGAACGCCUGAAGCAUCAGCCUGAUGGGAAAUACGUGGUGGUUACUGGAAUAACUCCAACACCACUGGGAGAAGGGAAAAGCACAACCACAAUCGGGCUAGUGCAAGCCUUGGGGGCCCAUCUUCACCAGAAUGUCUUCGCUUGUGUGCGACAGCCCUCUCAGGGCCCCACCUUUGGAAUCAAAGGUGGCGCUGCAGGAGGAGGCUACUCUCAGGUCAUUCCUAUGGAAGAGUUCAACCUGCACCUCACAGGUGACAUCCACGCCAUCACUGCUGCCAAUAACCUCGUUGCUGCAGCCAUCGAUGCCCGGAUGUUCCACGAACUCACCCAAACAGACAAGGCUCUCUUUAAUCGUUUGGUACCUUCAGUAAAUGGAAUUCGAAAGUUCUCUGAUAUACAGAUCCGACGGUUACAGAGACUGGGUAUUGAAAAGACUGAUCCCUCUUCACUGACAGAUGAAGAAAUAAACAGAUUUGCAAGAUUGGAUAUUGAUCCAGACACUAUAACUUGGCAAAGAGUGUUGGAUACCAAUGAUAGAUUCCUGAGGAAGAUCACCAUUGGCCAGUCUCCCACGGAGAAAGGCUACACGCGCACGGCUCAGUUUGAUAUCUCUGUGGCCAGUGAAAUCAUGGCGGUCCUGGCCCUCACCAGCUCCCUGGAGGACAUGAGAGAAAGACUGGGCAAAAUGGUGGUGGCAUCCAGCAAGAAAGGGGAACCCAUCAGUGCUGAAGAUCUGGGAGUGAGCGGUGCUUUGACGGUGCUCAUGAAGGAUGCGAUCAAGCCCAAUCUCAUGCAGACAUUAGAGGGCACUCCAGUGUUCGUCCAUGCAGGGCCAUUCGCCAACAUUGCCCAUGGCAACUCCUCCAUCAUUGCAGACAGGAUUGCGCUCAAGCUGGUUGGCCCGGAAGGGUUUGUAGUGACUGAGGCAGGAUUCGGAGCUGAUAUCGGCAUGGAGAAGUUUUUUAACAUCAAGUGCCGCUAUUCGGGACUCCGUCCCCAUGUGGUGGUGCUUGUGGCCACCGUCAGGGCUCUCAAAAUGCACGGAGGGGGCCCCACGGUCACCGCUGGACUGCCUCUUCCCAAGGCUUACAUCGAGGAGAACUUGGAACUCGUGGAAAAGGGCUUCAGUAACCUGAGGAAACAAAUUGAAAAUGCCAGAAUGUUUGGCGUGCCUGUCGUGGUGGCGGUGAAUGCAUUCAAGACAGACACAGAGACUGAACUGGACCUCGUCGGCCGCCUUGCCAAAGAGCAUGGGGCUUUUGAUGCUGUGAAAUGCACUCACUGGGCAGAAGGAGGCCAGGGGGCCUUGGCUCUGGCUCAGGCUGUCCAGAGAGCAGCGCAGGCACCCAGCAGUUUCCAGCUCCUUUAUGAUGUCAAGCUCCCAGUUGAGGAGAAAAUCAGAAUCAUCGCGCAGAAGAUCUAUGGUGCUGAUGACAUUGAGUUGCUGCCUGAAGCUCAACACAAAGCCGAGGUCUACACAAAGCAGGGCUUUGGAAAUCUGCCCAUCUGCAUGGCCAAAACACACUUGUCUUUGUCUCAUAAUCCUGAGCAGAAAGGUGUGCCAACAGGCUUUGUCCUGCCCAUUCGAGACAUCCGCGCCAGUGUCGGAGCUGGUUUUCUGUACCCGCUGGUGGGCACGAUGAGCACAAUGCCUGGACUUCCCACCCGGCCCUGUUUCUAUGACAUUGAUUUAGAUCCUGAAACUGAGCAAGUGAAUGGACUAUUCUAA
Messenger RNA from Suncus etruscus (white-toothed pygmy shrew), 2837 nucleotides. RefSeq names its product methylenetetrahydrofolate dehydrogenase, cyclohydrolase and formyltetrahydrofolate synthetase 1 (gene MTHFD1). The record is from RefSeq and is a predicted model, not a curated record. Gene Ontology annotation, molecular function: methylenetetrahydrofolate dehydrogenase (NADP+) activity; formate-tetrahydrofolate ligase activity; methenyltetrahydrofolate cyclohydrolase activity. NCBI's taxonomy places the organism in Eukaryota, Metazoa, Chordata, Mammalia, Eulipotyphla, Soricidae. Gene Ontology annotation, biological process: tetrahydrofolate interconversion. The transcript is spliced from 27 exons. Gene Ontology annotation, cellular component: cytosol. Bases 30 to 2837 code for a protein of 935 amino acids.